AAACUACAGUAGUUAAAAAAGUUCGUUGAAACGAUACAUCGAAAGACAUUGUCCAAAUUGCCACACGAACCGGUGGACAGACUUUGAUCGGACUGGAGCAACACCUAUCUGAUCUGAACAUUGUUCGAACGCUUCUAUGUUUCUUCACUUGUUCAGCUGAUAUUCCAUUCCGAUCUCGAAGAAAUGGCUCCGACACGGCCUGAUUUGAACUGAAAUGCAGUCUAACUCGCUGCCUUUCCCUCUGAUUCCACUUGCGUUGUUCAAUGGUGUUGAAUUGAGCGAAGGCGGGUUUGAGCUUUCCAGGUAUUUGUUUUUGGGUUCCCUGCUUUUUUCACCACCUGGUGGCGGUGCUGGAGGCAUGGACUUGUCUAAGGUGGGAGAGAAGAUCCUGAGUUCCGUUCGCUCAGCCCGAUCCCUUGGCCUUCUCCCUGCUUCUCCUUUAGAGCGCCCUGAGGUCCCACCACAGGCAGCAGCGGCAGCUGCUGUUGCACGUGUUCUUGCUGGACUACCUCCACAUCAAAGGCAUAAUAUUUCAUCAAGUUCUGAAGAAUUAAGCUCAAUAUAUGGCAGCGUAUCUCCCAGUAAAGUGUUAGAUGACCUUGAGGAUUGUUUUUAUGAAGAGGAUUUUGAUCCAGUAAGACAUGUUCUCGAGCAUAUUCCAACUGAUGAUAAUGAACUGAUAUAUUUUGAAGAAAAGGCUGCUUUUAGAUUAGAACAGCUCGAUAGAAUUGCUGAACGCCUUUCACGCCAUGUUAUGGAGCAUCAUGAAGUCAUGGUGAAAGGAAUGAAUCUUGUCAGGGAAUUGGAAAGAGACUUGAAGGUUGCAAAUGUUAUUUGCAUGAACGGGCGGAGACACCUUACCUCAUCAAGGAAUGAAAUAUCAAGGGAUCUUGUCGUGCAUCGAAAUUCUAAAAAGAAACAAGCACUAUUGGAUAUGCUUCCAAUCUUAACAGAGCUCCGUCAUGCCAUAGACAUGCAAGCCACCCUAGAAACUCUAGUGGACGAAGGGAACUUCUCUAAGGCAUUCCAAGUACUAUCUGAGUAUUUGCAAAUUCUGGACAGUUUGUCACAACUCUCAGCUGUACAAGAAAUGAGCCAUGGUGUUGAGGUUUGGUUGGGGAAGACACUUCAAAAGUUGGAUGCUCUUUUAUUAGGAGUAUGCCAGGAUUUCAAAGAGGAGAGCUAUAUAACUGUGGUUGAUGCUUAUGCUCUAAUUGGGGAUGUUUCUGGUCUUGCUGAAAAAAUACAAAGUUUCUUCAUGCAGGAGGUUCUCUCUGAAACACAUAUAGUUCUGAAGACUAUUGUGCAAAAGGACUUCGAAAGUACUAAUGAGCAAGGCGAAAGGCUCACAUACAGUGAUCUGUGCAUUCAGAUGCCCGAAUCCAAAUUUAGGCAGUGUUUGUUGGCAACCCUAGCUGUACUAUUUAAGUUAAUGUGUUCGUAUCAUGCAAUCUUGAGCUUCCAGCCCGGGGAUGAGGUCCCCGCUUGCCAAACCCUUGCUAUGCAUGACAAGCAGGGUGAUGGUUUGUUUCAUGAACCAAUAGGCAGGUCUCAAGUUUUAUCCUCCACUGAAGAGACACCAGCAACUUGUGUAUCUUUGACAGAUAAUACUGCUGCUUAUAGUCCAGUUAUGGAUAAUGGUGGAGAAGUAAGGGACGGUGGAAAGACAGCAUCAAGCAGCGGAUCCCCCUGGUUUCAGCUGCGUAAGGAUGCCACGACCUUCGUUUCACAAACCUUACAUAGAGGUCGGAGGAAUCUCUGGCAGCUUACAACAAGCCGUGCCGCAGUGUUACUUUCGUCUCCUGUUGUGUGUUCUACCAGUAUUCAUCAGUUUAUAACAAUGUAUGAAGAUCUCAAUCUUUUCAUCUUGGCUGGGGAAGCUUUCUGUGGGAGUGAAGCCGUUGAGUUCAGGCAGAAAGUGAAAUUUGUGUGUGAGAGUUAUUUUGUUUCUUUUCAUCGGCAAAACAUAUAUGCAAUGAAAUUGGUGUUGGAAAAGGAGAAUUGGCUGCUAUUGCCACCUGAAGUAACACAAGUAGUAAGUUUUGCAGGUCUCAUUGGUGAUGGGGCUGCCUUGAUUGCUUUGACUAGAAACUCUCCCAGUAGUCGAUUGGGGCAUGCACACAAGUCAAAAGAUCUUACCCUAUCUGACGCUAAGAGUGGUUUUUCUAAUUGGAUGGAGAAUGAAAACCCCUUUCUGAUGAAAUUGAACUGUAGUUCAAAGGAGUAUAUAGAUUCUUGUUCUGCUGGAUCACCAUCUUCUAGAGAAGUUGGAAGCUCUAAUGGGAGUUCAUUCAAUCCGAGUUCUAGUCGAGAAAAUCUUGAUGAGAAUCAAGUGAAUGGAAAUGCUUCUCUAUCAGAAGAUGAAAAUGACGAUCUUCAUGCUGAUUUUAUUGAUGAAGAUAGUCAACUUCCAAGCCGGAUUUCCAAACCUAGUCGUUCACGACAUCAUUCAUCACUCUCAAAUGAUGAAGAAAUGACAGCACAUACAGGAUCAUCUCUAACUCUACUAAGAUUACUGGAUAAAUAUGCGAGGCUAAUGCAGAAGCUUGACUUUGUAAAUGUUGAAUUUUUCAAGGGGAUUUGCCAAUUGUUCGGGAUUUUUUUUAAUUUUGUAUUUGAGUGCUUUGUUAAUCAGAGCUCUCUUCCAAGUGGAAAAGUCUCUACAGACAUGCUUCCUUAUAGGUUAAAGGCGGCAUUAUCAAGAAUAACACAGGAUUGUGACAAUUGGAUGAAACCGCACUCUGCUCCAUUUAAUUUGUCUUCUCCCACAACUUCAAACACACCAUUCACUCAUAUGGAUGUCACUCCUACAAGCCCACCCACUUUGUUAGCUGGUACUUCUUUCAGUCUCAAGGAAAGAUGUGCAGGUGCUGACACUAUAUCUCUUGUUGCUCGAUUGUUACAUAGAUCUAAAGCUCAUCUGCAAUCAAUGCUUCUGAAUAAUAAUUCAGCUACUGUUGAAGAUUUCUAUGUGCAUUUGGUGGAUGCUGUACCAGACCUUGUAGAACAUAUUCACAGAACAACCACAAGAUUAUUUCUCCACAUAAAUGGGUAUGUUGAUAAAAUUGCAAAUGCUAAAUGGGAGUUGAAAGAUCUUGGGUUAGAGCACAAUGGAUAUGUUGAUUUAUUGUUGGGAGAGUUCAAACACUACAAAACUAGGCUUGUUACGGGAGGAAUUCAAAAGGAGGCUCAGGACCUCCUCUUAGAAUAUGGACUAGAUAAUGUGGCUGAAACUCUUGUUGAAGGACUAUCAAGGGUGAGGAGAUGCACGGAUGAGGGUAGAGCUCUUAUGUCUCUAGAUCUGCAGGUAUUGAUCAACGGCCUAAAGCAUUUUGUUUCCAUAGAUGUGAGGCCAAAGCUACAGAUAGUUGAAACUUAUAUCAAGGCAUACUACCUUCCAGAAACCGAAUUUGUGCAUUGGUCACGUGCACAUCCAGAAUACAGUAAAGGUCAAGUGGUGAGUCUUGUCAACCUUGUUGCCACAAUGAAAGGUUGGAAAAGAAAAACCAGGUUUGAAGUGUUGGAAAAGAUUGAAUGAGCCGCCACCCACUCCAUACCCUGAACAUAAUGUGGAUUAUCAGUUUUGCAAUAGUAUUAUUUUUUCUUUGAAAAGCUUUGUAUAAUUUCUGUAAAUUGUUCUUGUUCAGAUCUUGCUAGGACGAUCAAAGUAUAAGGUGACUUUACCCUUCGCUUGUAUUAUAAUACCUCCUCCCUAGAAAAAGGCCUUUCUUAAGUCCAAUCUUCAACCACAAACGUACACUGAUGUAGUCUACACUGAUGUAGUCAUGUUGAGCUGUGAGACUGGUGUAAUAUAUUCUUACCACUCAAUAAUUCAAUAUGUUAUUAUCCAAUCUCUACAAACAACUCAAUAACAAUGGACAGAGGAAAAAAAGAACUCAUGUAAUUAGAAUCAAG
Molecule: messenger RNA, 3915 nt
Organism: Cuscuta epithymum
Lineage: Eukaryota; Viridiplantae; Streptophyta; Magnoliopsida; Solanales; Convolvulaceae
Source: the annotation of a GenBank genome assembly